Messenger RNA from Dreissena polymorpha, 1407 nucleotides. RefSeq lists its product as uncharacterized. Lineage: Eukaryota; Metazoa; Mollusca; Bivalvia; Myida; Dreissenidae. The transcript is spliced from 7 exons. The coding region runs from base 1 to 1119 and encodes 372 amino acids. The record is from RefSeq and is a predicted model, not a curated record.
AUGGAUCCGCUCAAUCUGGCUUCAGUUAUUUACCAUUGGGCCAUGGAUCUACUCAUCUGGCUUCAUGAGUUACCAGUAGGCCAUGGAUCUGCUCAAUCUGGCUUCAGUGAGUUACUAUUAGGCCAUGAAUAUGCUCAAUCAGGCUUCAGUGAGUUACAAGAAUGCCAUGGAUCUGCUCAAUCUGGCUUUAGUGAGUUACCAUUAGGCCAUGGAUCUGCUCAAUCUGGCUCCAUGAGUUACCAUAAGGCAAUGCAUCCUAUCAAUCUGGCUUCAGUGAGCUACCAUAAGGCAAUAGAUCCACUCAAUCUGACUGCAGUUAGUUACUACAAGGCCAUUGAUCUGCUCAAUCUGGCUUCAGAAUCCGCUCAAUCUGGCUUCAGUGAGUUACCAUUAUGCCAUGGGUCUGCUCAAUCUGGCUUCGGUGAGUUACCAUUACGCCAUGGGUCUGCUCAAUCUGGCUUCAGUGAGUUACCACUAGGCCAUGGAUCUGCUCAAUCUGGCUUCAGCGUUAGUAUAUGCGAGGCAGUUCCAGCCGAUGUUUCCACCGAAUUUCAAUUUGCAGUCGUUACCUUUUCAACAGGAGCUGUCUUGGAGAUAGAGUUUGACAGUACAUUAACCAAAGAGGAACUAAAGACACAAGUUCUGAAAAUACCAUACCGACCAGGCGCCACAUAUACUCAUAAAGGUCUCGACAUAGCCACUACAUUGCUAGCACGAAGACAGAACCGUCUCGCUGGACUGUCCAUUAUGAAAUUCGUAUUUGUUUUGACGGACAGUAUGUCUUCUAAUCGGCUGGCAACUGAAGCUGCUGCUAGAAAUCUGCGAAAAGAUGCGUAUGUUGUGUCAAUAGGAAUUGGAUCAGAAGUGUCUCACAAGGAGCUUCAUAAGAUCGCAUCACCACCAGACUCGUAUAGUUUGUCCUACGUUUACUCUGUAGAGAACUUCGACGCACUUAAUACUCUUAUUGAUCGGCUUAUCGACGCGACGUGUGAGAAAUGUGGUGUGAGCAGCAAGUCCGACAUCGUUGGAGUCAUUGAUAAUUUAUCUGAAUCAGCGAUGAAUCGAGAAGAGUUUCAGGCGGCGUUGAAUGGUUUGACAUAUAUAGCUCAACAUUUAUAGGCGUACGGUGAACCAAACGGACAAAAACUGGAGAUUGAAAUAGUUAAUGAUUACGAAAAUACACAUCUUCGGUUGUCUACUUCAAAUGAUUUAAACGAUGUGUUGUUCAAAAUCCAAAAUAUUCGGCAACAACCGCUUUCAUGUGAAACAGAGGAAUGUGUAAACGAAUAUCCAAGAAAGAAUAUCACAUCCGCUAUUAAAGAAAUUAUUACCAAUUUCGACGAUUUAAUAGAAGGUCGUGUUGGCGCAAGAAAGAUCAUGCUCGUAUUUUCCUCAGGGAGAUUUCAC